CACAGCUGAGGAGUUUCAGCGGUCUAAAUGCAAACACAGAGGCUGAGCGUUCGCUGGAACACACACGGUCUCCGGGUCUGAGUUCUACUCCUCCAUUCGGCCUCUCCACCCCCGAUCAACUCAUCUUCCCUCAGAGAUGAUGAGCGUGCAGGCGAGCCUUGGCACUGUUUGUGAUGGACUCUAUCAUGCUGGGCUGGCCGGGCUUUGACACUGAGUGAGCAGCACUAGCCGUUAGUGUUCUGGAACCAGGUAAUUCGGAUUUGGGAAGAGGAGGAUUGUCCGCUUGAUGAUUUGGUGCGAUGAUUUGUUCUUUUCUUUGCCACAUUGGUUCUUAGCAGACUAAAACAUGAUGGCCUCCCCCCGGUUGUCAGCCUUUGUUUUGCUGUUUUUCACUCAGCUGAAGGGACACCUUGCGGACCCGCCAUCAGGUCCCCAGAAUCUGACCUGCCAAACGAAUCUCACCAAACCAGCAACGCUGCACUGCAGAUGGACUCCAGGAUCUGACACACUCAUCCCCACAAGCUACACCUUCCACACAGAGAUAAGGUCACAGAUGGUGAGGUACAAUUAUUCCAUCCCACCUGGGGUGAACAACAUCAUCAUACCACGGACAGAGUUCCCGCUCUAUAACAAGAUCCAGGUGUAUGUGAAGGCUCAGAAUGCUUUGGGUCAGGUCACCACACCGCCCCUGCUACUCGAUCCUAUGGAGGCAGCAAAGCUUGAUCCGCCGAGGAUUGAGAAAGUUAAGCCCGAGCCCAGGAGAUAUGGCUGCUUAAUGCACAGUUGGAGUCUCUGUGCAGAUCAGGACUGGGUGAUGGUACGACUGGAAAUGGAGCUGCUCUUGGAACCAGUGGACAGCACAGUCUCAGAUGAAGAGAAGGUUCGUGUCAGGCCUGUGAGGAACAAAAAGGAUGUGGAGUUGUGUGGGCUGCUGCACGGGACAGAGUACCAGGCCCGGAUCAGGGUCCGAUAUCGGCAAAGCCCCUGGAGCGAAUGGAGCGACCAGGCCAGAGGGAGCACACUUGAAAAAGCUCCUAUGGGGCAUCUGGAUACUUGGCUGAAGGUGUCAGAGGGACAGAGCUCAGCCCAUAACACAGCCGAGCUGGUCUGGAAGCCCUCCAAGCAGUUCCGAGCCAAUGGCAGGACUGUGUACUACGUCGUCUCCCUGGCAGCCAGCAAGAUCUGUGUCACAAGGGAAAGCCACUGCACUUUCAAGAUCCCCAAGGGGGCCCAGAAGGUGUACCUGACAGCGGUGAAUCCUGCCGGGAGAUCCAGACCCACUGAAGUCCCCGUGUAUACACACAGAGCCCUCCUCCCAGUCUCUUCUCUGAGAGUCCUUCCGCAUGGUGAUACAGAGCUUCUUGUAGAAUGGAGCAGCCCUCCUGCCUCCUCCCCUAUUGGCUAUGUGUUAGAGUGCAGACAGCAGCGUGACAGGGGCUCCUCUUUCGUCUCCUUUCAUUUGUUGGACAGAAAUCAAUCCGGCGCCUCAGUGUCAGGUGGUAUUGAGCCGUACACGCCAUACGAGAUCUCUGUGUACCCAAAGUAUAAGGAUGGUGUGGGUCUUCCCCGCACUGAAACGGCCUAUUCCAGACAAAAAGCCCCUUCCACAGCUCCCACACCAAAGUUGAUUAAGAUCUGGUAUUCCCAAGCUGAACUUUCCUGGGAUGAAAUUCCAGUGACCCAAAGAAAUGGCAUCAUUCAAGGCUACCAAGUUUUCUACUGGGAUGAGCAUGGUGAUACCAAAGUGAUUGAAGUGAAGGCCACAGAAAGGCGUGGAGUCUUGAAAGACCUCAAGCCCCUGACACCGUACAAAGCCUUCAUCAUGGUCAGCACUUGGGGUGGUAGUCUUAACGGAUCCACAGUGACCCUUAACACAGGCUCACUGGAUGCGUUUGGAAUCGUUCUGAUUGGCAUCCCAGCAUGUGUUGGGAUAACUUUGGUCUUCAUCUUCAUCCUGCUGACCAGUUUGACAAAGCAUGAAUGGCUGAAGAGGUUCUUGUGGCCUAAAAUUCCUGACCCAGCCAACAGCAGCAUUAGGAAGUGGAGCACAGCUGAAUUACUACAGGACACCCCACCCGAGAAGAACUCUCCGGAACCCGGGCUGGUGUUUCUCUCCCAUUUAAGCGUUGUUGACCUAACUGAAAAGAAAUUCCUCCAGAAUGACAAGGACCACUGGCUGUGCCAUGACAGUGAGUCUCAUCUGCACUCCUCCCAAAGCUCCAGCCCCUUUGACUCAGAUGGCACGGGUGAACCUGUCCCGUACGCCACGCUGGUCUUCUCAGGCCCCUACCAGUGCCAGCCUCCUCAUCCCACCUAUCUACGCUCAGAGUCCACUCAGCCUCUGCUUGAGGAGGAGGAGCCCCAGAGCCCCAUGACCUUUGACUCCCAGCCAUAUGAGAACAUACUUGUCCAGGGGGAAGAUGCAGAACAUGUCUUCAGUGAGUGCGAAGAGAAUGCUGGGCUGGACAAGGAAGAACGUCAGCUGUGGGUGGACUUCCCACUUCUUAACUCUUUAGCAAUGAAUGAAGUUUGAUGGCAUGGAGUUUUUCUGCUUAAUCUGACCCAUAGCCUUCUGAGUGAAGUAAAACCGUUUUUGGGGGUUAAAAGAAUAAUACAUCAGUAUUAUCCUCAAGAAAAAGUCAGGAAUGUCUGAUUCAAGACUCAAGAAUUGCGGAAAAACAUACCCAUUAUGGCUUGCUUUUAAUUUGUUUAUGAGGUAACUGAUGAUGACUUGUGGCUUUUCGAAGAACUAAUGCCAACAAGUGUCUGUAGAAUGUUGUGCAAUAAUCAUUUCAGUUGAAGAUGAUUCCGUUUUCUUCACAGAAGGAUUGUUGUGUUGAUUUUUGUUAUACCUCCACACUGCCAGCAACAAACUUAACAUGCUUUUUGUGUAGCAAUAACAGUUAUAGUGAACGGCAGAUUUUUGCUUUGAUCUAUAAACCACUUAGUUCCAGAUCAUGUCUACAUAAAUACAUGAGGCUGAAAUGCAUCAUGUCUGAGAACAGCAGUUCAUAGGCAAUGCUUUGGUACCAUCUUCUGGCUUACAAUGUAAAUGCACACUAGCAGCAGUCAAAAGUUUUGGUUGAAAACUAGCCAGCUGCUAUGCAAACGGCAUACUAAAACCUUGCAAACACCAAGAAGCUCAACUGGGACUGAUUAAAAACAGAGCUCUAGGGCAUACCCCGGGCGGCUAGUGGGGAUGACAUGACAGGAAUUUGAAGAUGAUAUCAAAACUAAUUCCCUAUUAAGACAUACCUCUAAAAAGUGACAAAUUGUUGCAUACUGUUGCUUUAAAAGUCACUGAACUUACAAACAUCCCAAAGAUACAAUGUGUGCUUUUUAUUAAUAAUAAAUAUUUGGAAAAUUUUGAAAUGCUUCUAGACCUACAUGCACUACAUGUCUCUGAAGAAUAAUAAUUGACUUGUGUCUUCCACACAUCUUGAUUGUUUAAUUAAGAAUCUGUUGACAAUUUAGUCGUAAAAUGUAAAACGCCACAUAACAAAGUGUUCGCUUAGCCUACAACCGUAACCACUUGUGAAGAGCACAGUAAUAUUGGGAAAUCCCUUUAAAGUUAUCAUCAGAUUUUCUUUCCCCCCCUUUUUUUUACAACACAUGCAACUUUAAAUUACUUGGCCUUUUUGGCUGGUUCACUGUCUGUUAGGCCUGCACUGCAAACAUGUUAAGUGCGCGAACGAUCUUAUUGUUUUCAACAGCUCCUAAUUAUGAAUGAAGGGAACUGAGUCAUGCUUGAGAGCCGUUCUUUUUAUUGUUGUGCCCACAUUUAACCGCAUGCUCUAAAUCCACUCCGCUGCUUGACAAUAAGGUGGAACCUGCUACACCUGGUCUGCUGGCUAUUUAGGCUUGCCUGGAUUUUGGUUUUGCUGAUGGCUUUGCGGACGCUUUGUACUUUUUGGGCAUUUUUUUGUUUGCAUUUUUGCCUAUUCUUUAAGAAUUGAAUUGUACAAUUAUUUACCCUUUAUUCGAUGACAUGGGCUGCAAUUAAAAUAGUUAAAUAGUGAAAUGCAUAUCUUUUUUAAAUAAGGCUUGUGCUUUUAAUUUUCAUUUCUUACAAAACUUUCUGCUAGCUCUGAUUAUUGUGGGUUUGAGUGCCUACUGUUUUGUUACGGCUAGAAUUGAGGUUUCAUUCUCUGUUAAAUGCGGCUGCGCCUUUACACCGCUUAAAAUUUAAGGUGAAACCAGCAGUUAGCUGUGUAACAUUAAUGAAUGCUGUCUGAUAUGUUGCAUGCAUUGAUUGCCCUGUGUCUCUAAAUACUCGUUUCGGUUGAUUAGCAACGAAUAGGGCCUUUUUUUGCCGAAGAUUUUAACUUUUUGCCUUUUUCCUCUUUUUGAUUUUUUUGGAGCCGCCUUAAAAAAUCAUAGACUCUAGCCUAGAGGAAGAGCAGUCUGUCUGUGUGUUAGCCAGGUAUACAUAAGGUUCUAUGUGAUUAGUGAUGAUUGUGAACUGAAAUAACUUUGACUGUUUUAGUUAAUUCUAUCUGCUAUUCUAAUUUGCCCUCUUUAGUUUAACAUUAAUUGAACUAUUUGUGUUUAGUUUAAUUUCACUCUGUCUGACAUGGUAAUGGUGACCUGGUGUUCAUCUGGCGCCCAACUUUAACCCCCACUACCGCAAGUGUUUUAAAAGUAUUUGGGAUUGCGGAAUCUAUAACAUGCUGCAUGCAUUUUGUCAGUGACCGUCGCAGAUGAACGCGGCUAUGUGCGCGUCCGUCGGAAGUAGCCUAAUGAUAAUAAAAAUACGAUUGAUUUGUAUGGCGGUUUUCAUGGACCCCAAAGACGCUUUAGAGAGCAAACAUGUAAACAGAUGACAGACGAUAUGGUGGGGAAGUGUUGUAGUAGAGAGCCAUGUGACACAUAGACCAUCACCCUCAUUUCAUAGCACCAUCGAUAAAACGCCGAGCAACCCCAUAGCACCUGCAGAAAAAAAUCUCUGGCACCGCCACUGGUGAGCAGUACAUCUGAGAAAUAUUUCAUUAAAACCUCUCAUAUCUGCUUGAAUGCAAAAUGCGAACAUUCCAUUCUAAUCAUUUGUUGGAGUGAACCUUUAUCAUGCUCCUUUGCAUGUUUGUUUUACAAAUACAUAUGCAGAAAGAUUAUAUCUUUCCUAAAACUGCUACUUAACUAUUUCAAUUACUUCAUUAAAGUAUUGUAACUUAGACAUUUGGUUACUUUUAAGAGCCUCUGAGACCUGCUUGAAUACAAAAUGUGAACAUACUGCCUAACAUUACCAUGCUUCUUUGCAUGUUUGUGUCAGCCAGACAAUCCUCUCAUGUAGAGUGAGCUGACAAAUGUGUCCUGACCCAUUACCUGUUUCUUAAAGGGACAGUCAGGCUCAAAUGUAACUUUGUCUUUGUGUCCUCGGGGCUGGGCUACUACAAUACUGUAAACUCUUCAUCAACCUCUUGAAACAUGGUGCUAUGUAUCACAAUGACAACCUCCUGAAACAUGCCGUUAUGUAUCACCAUGACAGUGGGACACUCCUCUGCCUUCUGAAACAUGGCGCUAUAUAUCACCAUGAAAACCUCCUGAAACAUGGCGCUAUGUAUCACCAUGACAGUGGGACGCUCCUCUGCCUCUCUGCAUUGUAUAACUGCUGGUAGGGUUUCUCUGUUCCAUGUAAGUGAAAAUUAUACGAGUCCAACAGUUUAGCUUUGUUUGGAGUACAUCACUGUCUUAGCCAGUCCCACCUGCAAACCAUCCACCAAUCACAGAGAGACAUGGGUGGGCCAGCUACUGCAUUGGCUGCACCCCGACUUAACAGUCCAAUCUUAUUGGUUGUUAGUUCAAUCAUUCACUCUGCAAAAACGGAGACUGGUUGAACAUCUUUUGGUUACACAAGCGUCAGUGAGGAUUUUGUGAGUAAUAAGGCGGUCGCCAUAGAAACCUGACCAAGGUUCCUGUGACUCCGAGAAAGAUGGGAAAUCCCUGAGAGGAAGUGAAAUUCCCUGGUCAGGCACGUGUACUCUCAUAUCUACGGGGACGUGAGCCAAACACAUGUGCAUGCAAUGGUGCCUGUAAGCAUAAAAACAAAGGCAUAUUUUGUCAGAAUAACUGUUACGGAUUACACUUACACUUAUUUUGUAAUUUAAAUACGUAAUUUAGUACAUUAAAUGUAACUAGUGAAAAUAUUCACACAAUCGCUUCCAAUUUCUAAAGCAUUUGUGAACCGUGUGGAAGAAACGCUGUUUCUUUAAGCAAUACUAUCAGAAUUAGUAACUAGGCUACUGUGGAGAACCCAGAACCAAGAGCUUUGUAUUUUGAUAAAGGCCAAUAAAGGUAGAUCCAUAACACAUUAUGCAAAACAACCUAAAGACUGAACAAGACUGACUGGAUGUGACAAUGUGACAGGGGAGGAUUGCAUCACAACAUUGGUUCUCCGCAGCCAAACUGAUUAUGCAUAACAAGUUUGAAUACGACUGACUGGGAAGGAUUGCAUACAACAUUGCCAAACUGCUGCUAGGCAUUGAUUCCUACCGCGCAUGCGCUGGUCCCGCCCUUCCCGCCCUUUCCCGCCCUUUCCAACCGUGCCCCAGCCAGCGACAAAGAACAGAAACAAAGAGUGUAUUAUUAUUAUUGGCUCGAGGGAAACCCGAACAGGAAGGGCUCUACCGGAAUAUCGGCGAGCUGCACCGAGAAGCAAGACACGACCCCAUUAGACUCAGAGAUUCCACACACAGAGAGGAUGUGCUGCAGACGGCGGGCCGUCCUUUUCGCUAUUUGUCUGCUCUUGGGGACCGCGUGCUCUGAGAAGCAGCUGUGGGUGACCGAGGGUGACAGCGCCAUCCUCCCCUGCCUUCUCUCACGUCCCUUUCCCCCUCUGAAUGAGAUCACUGUGGCCUGGCAAACCAAAGAGGAGAAGAAGAAGAAGGGCCUCACGUUCUCUUCAGGAGAAGAGAAGCCGGUGGAGGAACGAGACCAGAUGCUUAAUUUCUUUGCUAAAGGCAAGGAGGACUCCAGACAUCAGUCCCCCCCCUACAUCAACAGGACCCGUCUCAUCAGUGACCAACUGCAGGCUGGGAACUUCAGUCUGGAAUUACUCAAUGUCUCUAUGCGCGACAACAACACCAUCGUCCAGUGUGUUGUAUCCUAUUUUAGAGGAACUAAUUAUUAUUAUUCUUGUCGUAGCAAUGUGACCUUACUGGUGAAAAGGAGAGGAGAUGGUAAGGAUUAUGUCACGCUCCAUUGCUUAAAUUAGCAACACUGCAUCCAAUCACUCAAGUAGUCAAUCAAUAAAUCAAUCAAUCAGUUACUUAAAAAGAACCCAAAGUCAGCCAGGAUGUGAAAAUUUCAAAUACCCAACCUCGCACUGACAAACCAUAUCCUGCUGCUUUGCUGCUAGUGCAUUUUUUCCUGCAUGUUUCCUCUAUGUCCUUUUCUCUCACAGAUGAUGGUGAGCAGUCAGCAGCCCCCCCUGAUAAUGUGAGCAUACAGCAGCCCCCCCUGCAAACAGCAGAAUGUGGAUUCGCUAUAUAGCACCAUUUGGCAGUCUUUUGGUGCUACUGGUCAUGGCAGCAGUUGGAUUUAGGAAGUGCAAAUCAGCGCUCCCAAACCCCAACACUGACCCUUAGGAGGUCCUGGUGCUCAAGGUGGGAGAGGAGGAUGGAGGAGCUGAGAGGAGCAAGCGUGAGCAGCAGGACAGUCCUCUGUCUCUCCAGAAUGGACACGGAGGAGGGGAACAACACCGGGAGAAUCACGUUUAACUCAUCUGUGUGAGAAACAACCAAACUGAUUAUAUACUAUUAUUCAUAUGAUAUGUCAUGUUAAUAUUAUUAUAAGAUAGCUACGUAUAUACAAGAGGUUUGUAUAGGCGUAUUUAUAUUAUAAUAACAGGCUUAUCUAUAUGAUAAUAAUAAUAAUAAUAAUAAUAAUAAAAUAAUAAUAAUAAUAAAGUCUUCCUACAAACAGCUAGAUUUGGUCAAAACAAAGCUAAGCUUAAAAAUCAAAUCUCAACAUCAACAGGUUUACAGAGAGAUACAUGAGUAUGCAUUUUGUGUAUUUUUGUCAACAAAAACGAUGUAUUACUCAAUAUAAAAGAUAAUUUAUAUACAGUAUAUCUUUGUCAGAUAGAUGUAAAUGGUGUGACCGGCUGUGUAAAUAUUGCAUAUGGAGACUGGGUAUGAAAGAGUCUUAUUGUCCAGACAUGCCCAGACAUGCCUUCUAAGACUAGUUGGUUAAGACAAGGUAAUGUAGCCAUCUCGUGGAGGGAUUACGAACUACAUGAAAUUGUAACUGGAUAAGUGUUGAACAUCAAAUCAGCAAUUAGAGGCUCUUUUGUGCUGUGUCUGCAACAUCUUUUUUUAUUAAUAAAAACAUCUGGCUUUUCUCAA
Molecule: messenger RNA, 8342 nt
Organism: Clupea harengus (Atlantic herring)
Lineage: Eukaryota; Metazoa; Chordata; Actinopteri; Clupeiformes; Clupeidae
Gene: csf3r
Product: colony stimulating factor 3 receptor (granulocyte)
Exons: 21
Coding region: 347-2533 (728 amino acids)
Molecular function (GO): protein binding
Source: RefSeq, a predicted model, not a curated record